UUCACGUUCACACGUCAAUUCUUUAUAAUAUUCUAGACCACAAAAUCACGAGUACAACCACGUUAGAGGUUGCACAAUUUUGUCACAUUUUUAUAUAGAUAAUACAGUAUGUCAAAGAAAAAAGGAAAUAAGAAAAAUCAAGAUUUUGAUGAUGAUUUUGAAGAAAAUUCAAAAUCAAGUGUACAUAGUAAAAAUGAGGAUGAAAUAACCUCAAAAGGUGGAAAGGCUAAAAUAAGUAAAAAAUCGAAAGGUAAAGGUAAAAAAGAUGACGAUUGGAGCGAUGAUGAAGAUACGAAAAAAUCUAAAAAAUCCUUACCAGAAAGUAACGACGUUGAUACGAAAUCGAAUAAAAAAUCAGCUAAGAAAGGUAAGGGUCGUCGAAAAUCACUUAGUGAUUCAGAAGAUGGAAUUGAUGCUGAUGAAAAAUCAGUUACCAGUGGUGGAGCUGGUGAUAAAAAAUCAAAACCACAACCAGUAAACAAAUCGACGAAAAAAACUAAAGGAAAAGGUAAAGGCAAAAAAGAUGAUUGGUCUGACAAAGAUAGCGAUGUAGAAUUGAAAAUACCUAAAUCAGAAAGUGAUGAAGAUAUUAAUGUAAGAAUCGUUUCAAAAAAAGACAAAGGAAAGAAAAAAUCAAAUAAGAAAAUUGAUUUCGAAGAAAGUGAUAAUGAGGAAGAUGAAGUUAUUACAUCAAAAAAGAAUGGCAAAGCAGGUUUUCAACUACUUGGAAAUGAUUCGGAAAGUGAAGAUGAUAAUUCAAAAUCAUCUACAGAAAAGCCUCCAGCAAAGAAACCUACUGAAAACGACAAAAAUAAUAAAAAAUCUAACAAGAAAAUUUCAGAUGUGAAGGAAGUUAGUAAAAAAGUAAUGCUCUCAGAAGAUGAAAAAUCGGAAAAUGAAGAAGAAAUUGAAGAAGUAAAACCUGUUAAUAAAAAAGAUAAAAAAUCGAAUAAAAAAACAAUCGAAACAAAAGUCGAUAAGGUAGAACCACCUAAAGAAUUACCCGAAUCAAUUGUUGAAACAGAAGUAAAUGAAGUAGCUGAAAAAUUAGUUGAUUUGGACAUUAGUAAAAAAGAAUCUGAAAUUGAAGUAGAUAAAAAAUUAACACAUAAAGAAAAAAAGAAACUUAAAAAACAACAAGAGUACGAGAAACAAAUGGAGACAAUGAUGAAAAAAGGUGGUCAAGGUCAUUCGGAAUUAGAUAGUAAUUUUACAGUAUCACAAUCACAAAAAUCUGCUGGUCAAAUGGCUGCUUUAGAGAAUGCAGUUGAUAUUAAAAUUGAAAAUUUCAGUAUUGCAGCGAAAGGAAACGAUUUAUUUGUAAAUGCUAAUUUACUUAUUGCACAUGGUCGGCGAUAUGGUCUUGUAGGACCAAACGGCCAUGGUAAAACAACACUUUUGAGACACAUUCAACAAAGAGCGUUUGCAAUACCUCCAAAUAUUGAUAUACUUUAUUGUGAGCAAGAAGUUGUAGCCGAUGAUUUUUCUGCAGUAGAAUCUGUAUUAAAAGCUGAUGUUAAACGAACGACUUUACUUGAAGAAUGUAAAAAACUUGAAGCACAAACGGAAAAAGGGAAUUUGGAAGUACAAGAUCGUUUGAAUGAGGUUUAUGCUGAAUUAAAAGCAAUCGGUGCAGAUUCAGCAGAACCACGAGCAAGAAGAAUCUUAGCUGGUUUAGGUUUUUCAAAGGAAAUGCAAGAUCGUGCAACGAAAAAUUUUUCUGGUGGUUGGAGAAUGAGAGUUUCAUUGGCAAGAGCCUUGUACAUAGAACCUACUUUGCUAUUGUUGGACGAACCUACAAAUCAUUUAGAUUUAAAUGCUGUAAUUUGGCUUGAUAAUUAUUUACAAGGAUGGAAAAAAACAUUGCUAAUUGUUUCUCACGAUCAAUCUUUCUUGGACAAUGUAUGUAAUGAAAUUAUACAUUUAGAUCAACAAAAAUUAUAUUACUACAAAGGUAAUUAUUCAAUGUUUAAAAAAAUGUAUGUACAAAAGAAAAAAGAAAUGAUGAAAGAAUAUGAGAAACAAGAGAAACGUAUCAAAGAAUUAAAAGCACAUGGUUCAUCAAAGAAAGCUGCAGAGAAAAAACAAAAGGAGGCACUUACUAGAAAACAGGAAAAAAAUCGUACAAAAAUGCAAAAAGCAGAUGAUGAUAAUGGACCUACUGAAUUAUUACAACGACCUAAAGAGUAUAUUGUUAAGUUUUCGUUCCCUGAUCCACCACCAUUACAACCUCCAAUUUUAGGUUUACACAAUGUGAGUUUUAGUUAUCCAGGUCAAAAACCAUUAUUUAUUGACGUUGAUUUCGGUAUAGAUUUAAGUUCACGUGUUGCAAUUGUUGGACCUAAUGGUGUUGGCAAAUCAACAUUUUUGAAACUUUUAACUGGAGAUUUAUUACCUAACCAGGGCGAUUUAAUUCGUAAUCAUCGCUUGCGAAUUGGGCGUUUUGAUCAGCAUUCUGGUGAGCAUUUGACUGCAGAGGAAACUCCUUCAGAGUACUUAAUGCGUUUAUUUGAUUUGCCAUACGAAAAAGCUAGAAAACAAUUGGGUACAUUUGGAUUAUCAAGUCAUGCACAUACAAUUAAAAUGAAAGAUCUAUCGGGUGGUCAGAAAGCACGUGUAGCAUUAGCUGAAUUAUGCUUAAAUGCUCCAGAUGUCGUUAUCUUGGAUGAACCUACAAAUAAUUUAGAUAUUGAAUCAAUUGAUGCAUUAGCUGAUGCUAUAAAUGAAUACAACGGUGGUGUAAUUAUUGUUUCCCACGACGAACGAUUAAUACGUGAGACUGAAUGUAAUUUAUACAUAAUUGAAGAUCAAACAAUAAAUGAAGUUGAUGGUGACUUCGACGAUUAUAGAAAAGAAUUGUUGGAUAGUUUAGGUGAAAUUAUUAACAGUCCAAGUAUAGCUGCAAAUGCAGCUGUUUUACAAUAAAAAUCACGGUAUAGAUCAAUUAUAUUAUUUUUUUUAUUGAAUUAUAUUUACG
Molecule: messenger RNA, 2977 nt
Organism: Chrysoperla carnea
Lineage: Eukaryota; Metazoa; Arthropoda; Insecta; Neuroptera; Chrysopidae
Product: ATP-binding cassette sub-family F member 1
Exons: 8
Coding region: 109-2925 (938 amino acids)
Molecular function (GO): ATP hydrolysis activity; ATP binding
Source: RefSeq, a predicted model, not a curated record